Messenger RNA from Anopheles darlingi, 890 nucleotides. RefSeq lists its product as uncharacterized. Gene Ontology annotation, cellular component: transcription factor TFIIIC complex. The transcript has 2 exons. The coding region runs from base 186 to 779 and encodes 197 amino acids. Gene Ontology annotation, biological process: transcription by RNA polymerase III. The record is from RefSeq and is a predicted model, not a curated record. Lineage: Eukaryota; Metazoa; Arthropoda; Insecta; Diptera; Culicidae.
GAAAACCGACCCGAUUGUGACCAUCGAAUCGAACAACGGCGAUAAAAACAAAUUCAAGACUCUGGUAAUUCCUGCGUUUUCUCUUUGGAAAACUCGGGCGGGUAUUAUCACGGCAAAGUCUCCGGCGUGGUCCGGCACCGACCAAUUCACUUUCCGAGUUGCUUCCAAAACCCAGAAACCCAAAAAUGAAUCCAAGCGUCGCUGUGAAGGAAGAACAAGUGAUAAAAUCCGAGUUGGAAACAGAAACGGAUGUGGAUGAAGGCGAUUAUGAUGAGGAAGAGAUGCUCGUCUUUGUGGACUUCGAGCCGUAUCUAUCACUGAACAACACGCGGAACCCCAACGUUCAGCUGAUUGGGCUGGAGGAAAAUCCCAUAAUACAGAUCGAUGGCGAAACCUACCGAGGCACCUACGAUUACGCUUUCGGUACGUACGUGUUCUUCGAGAAAGACCCCGAGUGGAACCCGUCCUCCGAUUCGCUCUUCGAUACACCGGUUAAGCAGAUGUACCGGUACGUGGACAAGUCCAACAAGGUGCUACGGAUGAAACGGAUCUUUCUUACGGAAAAAGAACCGCUGGACGAGGAAAAGCAGGCCAAGGAUGAGGUCAGCUCGGAGGCGGAAUGUUCUAGCGAGCCGGAGGAGGACCAAAGGGAAAAGUUCAAUGUUGCGAUGAGCUACGAGGCGGCCCUGAACCAGCACCUGUCCGAAGGAAGCACCCCACCGCGACACAUUCCAGAGCAACAGAACGGUGCCGACAUUAUCAAUAGGAUCAUACAAUAAGGCGUUGGAGGAGCUUUAAUUUUAAUGCUAUAAGAUAAAAGCAUAUUGUACAAUAUGGCCUUGUUGUAAAUACACUUUCUUGUAACAAUUUCAAUUGUUAUUUCCUGCCGU